AUGGGGUUCGAAGUGGCUGACUUCCCCAAUGGUCCUCUGGCUGAAUACAGGAGGAAAGCCUCUUUCAACUGGAAGGACAUGCUCCGUUUCAUAGAUGGAGAUGAAAUAACUCAGUUCAAGCAUCAUGUGUUCACGACGCUUCAGAAUGACCCCUUGUUUGCCCGCCAGCCUGGAGAGGAUGUCCCUAUUGAGAAAAAGAGAGAACUGACCUUCCUCAGGGCCAAGCAGCUCUUUCGCUACAACUUCCUGACGUUGGAAGAGGCAAUGGGCAAUCCCUGGAAGGCUGCCAUCCUAGAUGACUGUCUCGGCAUGUAUGACUGGGCCCUGGUGGCCAAGUUCUUCCUCAACAAAGGGAUGUUUGGAGCAACUAUUGCCAGUUCAGGGUCAAGUAGGCACAGCAAAUACGUUGAAAGCACAGAGGACAUGACGGUUAUAAAUGGCCUAAAAGUCCCUUCUUAUCUUCAGAUAUUUGGAUGCUUUGCCCUUACUGAGCUGAGCCAUGGCAGCAACACCAGAGCUAUGAGAACCACAGCCACGUAUGACCCCACCACUCAGGAGUUUGUGAUCAACUCUCCAGAUUUUGAGGCGGCCAAGUUCUGGGUGGGUAACCUGGGUAAGACUGCCACCCACGCGGUGGUGUUCGCUCAGCUCUAUUCCCCUGAGCAGGUCUGCCACGGCCUGCAUUCCUUCGUCGUCCCGGUGAGAGAUCCCAAAACACUGCUGGCUCUGCCUGGGGUGCUGGUUGGAGACAUGGGAAUGAAGCUGGGCCAGAAUGGACUGGAUAAUGGAUUUGCAUUAUUCCACAAUGUGAGAAUCCCACGGGAGAACCUGCUGAAUCGGACGGGGGACAUUACUCCUGAUGGCCGCUACGUGACACCAUUUAAGGAUCCCAAAAAGCGUUUUGGGGCCUCUCUAGGUGCCCUUUCAGGAGGCAGAGUAUACAUCACCAGGAUGGCUCUGAUAAACCUUAAGCUGGCUCUGAUCGUGGCCAUACGCUUCUCUGCCAGCAGAAGACAGUUUGGACCCAAUGACAAAGAAGAGAUUCCAGUCAUUGAGUAUCAGUUACAGCAAUGGCGUCUGAUCCCAUACCUGGCAGCUGCAUAUGCCCUCGAGCACUUCACCAAAUCCAUCUUCAUGAACUUUAUUGAGUUCCAGAUCGGACAGAUGAUGAAGAACAACAGUGACAGACAAGCAGAGAUGGGCCGGGAGAUCCAUGCCAUUGGCUGCUCCAGCAAACCACUGGGCUCUUGGACCGCUCAGAGGGGGAUCCAGGAGUGCAGGGAGGCGUGUGGUGGACACGGAUACUUAGCCAUGAACCGGCUUGGCGAUCUGCGUGAUGACAAUGAUCCAAACUGCACGUAUGAGGGAGACAACAAUGUGUUGCUGCAGCAAACCAGCAACUACCUGCUCAGCUGGCUCCACGCCAAACGCCACGAGGGCGUCCGGAUUGAAUCUCCUCUGCACACCGUGGAUUUUCUGGAUGAUUUCUCGAGUUUGCUGGAAACCAGGUUUACGGCAACAACUCUGGAAGAGUGCAUGUGCUCCGAAGUGCCUCUGUCAGCCUAUAAGUGGCUGGUGUGCUACCUGCUGCAAGAGAGUAAUAAAAGGCUGGAACAAGAGAGGGCCUUGGGCAGGAAUGAUUUUGAGGCCCGGAACAACAGUCAGGUGUAUUACUGCAGGUCCCUGGCGAUCACAUAUAUUGAACACACUUGCCUCCUGAGAUUUCACGAGCUGACCACCAAUGAAGACACGCCGGCCGCUCUGAAACCAGUUCUGCAGAAGCUGUGUGCCUUGUAUGGACUGUGGAGCCUCAGUAACCACAUGGCAACCCUGUACCAGGGUGCUUACUUCAGGGGGAGUACGCCCACAGAGCUGGUCCAGAGGGCCAUCGUCACGCUUUGCUCCCAGGUAGAGAAAUCUUUU
Menidia menidia (Atlantic silverside) is the source of this 1923-nucleotide messenger RNA. The record is from the annotation of a GenBank genome assembly. Lineage: Eukaryota; Metazoa; Chordata; Actinopteri; Atheriniformes; Atherinopsidae.